Paramisgurnus dabryanus is the source of this 1282-nucleotide messenger RNA. It is a transcript of the gene fgl1b, whose product is annotated as fibrinogen like 1B. Gene Ontology annotation, molecular function: extracellular matrix structural constituent; protein-macromolecule adaptor activity. Gene Ontology annotation, cellular component: fibrinogen complex. Lineage: Eukaryota; Metazoa; Chordata; Actinopteri; Cypriniformes; Cobitidae. Gene Ontology annotation, biological process: positive regulation of heterotypic cell-cell adhesion; platelet aggregation; blood coagulation. The record is from RefSeq and is a predicted model, not a curated record.
AAGAUAAAACGUCAUUCUUCAUGGAAAAGACUAAUGUGGACCAUGCGGAACCAACAGAGCCUAUAAAUAUUAGGCUAGUAAAGAAAGUCUGGAGGACAUUUCAUUGAACAAACCAGCAGACAACCAGCACGACUUCUAACAUGUCCCAGCUCCUGUUUAUUUUGAUGUUUUAUGCUCUUUCUUCGCUUCAGAUUUUGUUUAUUAAGGCAAAGGAAGAAUGCCAGAUAUCUGAAGUGUUACAGCUCAAAGAAGAAAUACGUAAGCUUAAUAAUAAAUUGUUGGUCGGGGAGUGGAAAGUUAUGCAUCUGCGUGAUCACCGUCGAUUCAAGUUAUUACCACAAGACAGUAAGACAUAUGAAAACAACACUGAACCAUUACCAACUUUAAUGAAGACUGGAGGCAACUUACUAGUUCAUGACAGAGAUUGCUCUGAGUUAUAUGAUAGACUAAAACCAGAAACUGGAUUCUACAGAAUUAAGCCCAAAUCAUCAGUUGAACCGUUCCUUGUGUACUGCGAUAUGGAUGAUGGUGGGGGCUGGACUGUGAUUCAAAAACGUGUCAAUGGUAAAGUUAGUUUUGACAGAACCUGGGAGGAAUACAAGAACGGAUUUGGUCACUUCCAGUCGAGUAAAGACGAAUUCUGGCUUGGGAAUGAUCAUAUUCAUGCCUUGCUUAAAGACGGUGAGAAUGUGAUGAAAAUCGAUUUGAUGGAUUGGAAAGGACAGAGGUCCUAUGCAGUGUAUGACAACUUCAGAGUGUCUGCCGAAAAGGACAAGUACAGGUUGCAUUAUGGGAUGUACAGUGGUCAGGCGGGAGAUGCCCUGUCUGGAGGAGCCAAUAUGGUAGAGCAGUGGUCAGCGUCUCAUAAUGGCAUGCAAUUCAGCACUCGUGACCAGGAUCACGAUCGAUACCGGCAUGGCAACUGUGCUGUGGAAAACAGAGGAGGAUGGUGGUACAACAGGUGUCAUGCUGCCAAUCUUAAUGGGAGAUUUUACAGAGGUGGAGAGUACAAAGCCAAGUAUGAUAAUGGUGUGGUCUGGAGCACCUGGAAAGGGCUGUGGUACUCUCUCAGACACACCACCAUGAAGAUCCGACCCAGUACCUACAUGGAUAAUCUAGGUAGUGGAGCAGGACCGGCAGAGUAAAAAGGCACACUUAAAAUCUUUAUACAUUUAUGUACUUUACAGUGUAUUAAAGAAGCUAUAUGUAGAUUUUUGACUGUACAACGUAUAAAAAAACCACUAUAUUUUUUACAGAUAUGUUUGAAACAUGUUAACUUCAC